CCUCCUUUGUGUUUGUGUGUGUGUCUUUGUUUUCUGGCUUUCCAAACACUCUCAGUCAGUGAAGGGAAGAAGUUAAUGGAGGGAAAGUGCUGAAGAUAAACUGAAACAGCAUAAUUAAACUUUAAUAAUGAAGAAGGCUUACCUACCUUUCAGCGGUUGGCCUUUCUCUUUCCUAGAUCUCACCUGUGAACCAUCAGAGGGCUUCUUUCUACUUAUCUGAAAAUCAGAAAGUGCUUCUCUUCAUCUCUCUCUCUCUCUCUCUCCCACGGACAAAGGAAUCUUAGGAAAAAACAGAAUAUUUUAUGGAGUAGAUUGGUGAUAAAAAGUUAUAGUUGUCGACCUUUUUGCAGGUUCUCAGUAGUAACUACUAGUUUUCAUCGAUAUAUAAAAGAAAUGUCUAUGGCUUAAACUCUACUGGGAUCCUUCAAUUUCCCAUUUCUCUCUCUCUCUCUCUCUCUCUCUCUCUCUCUUCUUGUUGGGUUCAAUACGAUGCCGUCCACAUACUUUCCUCUAAGGUGGGAGAGCACCGGAGAGCAAUGGUGGUACGCUUCUCCCAUAGAUUGGGCCGCCGCCAAUGGCCACUACGAUCUGGUCCGGGAGCUGCUCCACCUCGACGCCAAUCUGCUCAUCAAGCUCACCUCUCUCCGGCGAAUUCGCCGCCUCGAAACCGUCUGGGACGACGAAUCACAGUUCAAUGACGCGGCCAAAUGCCGAUCCCAGGUGGCCCAAAAGCUGCUCGUUGAUUGUGAAUCAAACAGAGGCCACAAUUCCUUGAUCAGAGCCGGCUAUGGCGGCUGGCUUCUCUACACUGCUGCCUCUGCUGGGGAUUUGGGAUUUGUCAAGGAAUUGCUGGUGACAGACCCUCUUCUUGUGUUCGGGGAAGGAGAGUAUGGCGUUACUGAUAUACUCUAUGCUGCUGCUAGAAGCAAUAAUUCUGAGGUUUUCAGGCUCCUGCUCGAUGUCUCGGUUUCACAGAGUGUUGGUGGAGAAGUAGGGAGACAGCCAGAGGAAGUUUCAUCAGUGUUUAGGUGGGAGAUGAUGAACCGGGCGGUUCAUGCCGCGGCUAGGGGAGGCAGCGUGGAGAUUCUCAGAAAACUUCUUGGAGAUUGCUCGGAUGUUUUGAUUUACAGAGAUGGUCAGGGAUCUACCAUAUUGCAUUCUGCCUCUGGAAGAGGGCAGACUGAGGUAGUGAAAGACCUAAUAGCAUCCUAUGAUAUCAUCGCAUGUACAGAUAAGCAGGGGAACACAGCUUUAAAUAUAGCUGCUUACAGGUGUUACUUGGCUGUGGUAGAGGUUCUAAUUCUGGCAUCUCACUCAAUCACGGCCUUAAGAAACAACAAUGGAGACACUUUUCUUCAUAUGGCAGUGGCUGGUUUCCGAAGCCCUGGUUUCCGCAGACUGGACCGUCAGAUUGAGCUCAUGAAGCAGUUGGUCUGUGGAAAGCUUGUGAAUCUUCAGGAUGUCAUCAAUGUCAGGAACAAUGAUGGACGAACGGCCUUUCACAUGGCUAUAAUUGAGAACAUUCAGUCUGAAGUGAUGGAACUCCUCAUGACUGUACCUUCAAUUAAUUUGAACAUUUGUGAUGCCAAUGGCAUGACUGCACUUGAUCUCCUCAAGCAAAGGCCACGGUCAGCUGUUUCUGAAAUUCUGAUCAAGCGAUUGAUGUCAGCCGGGGGGACUUGUAACUGUCAGGAUUACGUGGCAAGAAGUGCGUUUGUUUCCCAUAUGAAGGUGCAUGGUAUUGGAGGCAGCCCUGGAACUUCUUUCAGAAUCCCUGACGCAGAAAUAUUCCUAUACACCGGUAUAGAGAAUGCAUCUGGGCCCAAUCUUGAUCCUGCAACCACAGAAUACAGUUCUUUCUCAAGUGAGCUUAGUAACUUGAACUCUCCUGCCAUGUGUAAGUCACUGGACAACAGGAAAUCGAGCUCGAUAAAUAAUGCUGCAAGGAAGCUGAAGAUUCUCCUUCGGUGGCCAAGGAAAGAAAGAAAAGCUGAUCUCAGUAAGCCCGGGGAUGACGAUUCUUUAGCAUCAUACAGUGUUUCUGGAAACUUGGAAGAUAGUCCAAUCUCUCUUCGACAGAGAUUCUCCAAGAACAUGUCCCUACCAAACAACAGAAGGAUACUGUGUGUCAGAAACAGUCUUCCAAGUCCAUCCACCAAAAAGAAGUUUGCUGCACGGUUAAUGCAUGGUGUCAUUCAGGCAGUGCCACAGUUAGAUGUCCAAUCACCUUUAAGUCCUUUCUCAGAAUCAUCCAGGUCCCCAGCUCUCUCAAUUGAUAAACAGAAUGAAAUUGAAGAAUCCCCUAGCUCAAGUUGCUCUUUCAAUGGCGAGAAGUUUCCAAGCAAACGAUCCCCCUUUAAUAAGAAGUUGAUGAAUCAGUAUUUCUGUUUUGGUGCACAAGGCCUCGUUGUUGAAGAUUCAGUUACCUGCACCCAUCCGCAUCUGAGUGACAAACAUUCCAGUUCUUGAAUGGCUUGAUCCGGCUGUCAUAGUGAGUUGGAAUUUUGUGAAUUACUUGGGCACGGCAUAAUUUUUAUUUUUGAGCUCUUUAAUUGUCUCUUAGCUGUCCUGGAAUUGUCUUCCAUUUUAUGGCUCAUUUGGUUUAUAUUUGCAUAUGUGCUCCGUGUAUAGUCUUAAAAACGUUCAAGGAACUCCUUUACCACCAUGUCUUCUGUUUUGACAUUUGAUCCAUAGACGUAGUUUAUGCAUGUUCAAAUAGGCUAUAGUUGAAAGUUUCGACAAAGCUUGAUCCAAAUAACUUGCAUGAGCGUCCAAAUGACCUUGCAAAUGGUGCACCUCUCGAAGAACUUCCAGAGUCAAAGCCAACGACCCCUGCUAAAGGUGCUCGGCUUAGUUCCAUAUCAGGUAGAAAUCUGGGUACAAUUCUACUUGUAAUGACCUGCUUUAGUUAUGAUCCACGUUUGGUUUUCUUUCUUUCUUUCUCUUGAUCUGUUGGCUUUCUUUUGUAAAGACUUGCUUUUUCCUGUGACAAAAUUAACACCAAAGCUGCA
Messenger RNA from Diospyros lotus (date-plum), 3011 nucleotides. RefSeq lists its product as uncharacterized. Bases 490 to 2469 code for a protein of 659 amino acids. The transcript is spliced from 3 exons. The record is from RefSeq and is a predicted model, not a curated record. NCBI's taxonomy places the organism in Eukaryota, Viridiplantae, Streptophyta, Magnoliopsida, Ericales, Ebenaceae. Gene Ontology annotation, molecular function: protein binding.